GCAAUGAUGUCUUUAGCUUCUGUGCCCCGGUAUACGAGCCGCAUUGGUCAAAGAACGGCUUGGGUAUUAUCUAGACAAUUUGCUAGUAAAGCAAACGAUGGUGGAAAUACGUCAGUCAGUUCACAGGAUGUUGAUAGUGCAUCCACACGCUUGAAAGCCAGACAACUACUCAAUCAAUUGGAGGAUUCAAGAAAUAGAGGUAAUUCAGCAGGUCCAUUCGGUGCAGCAACCAUAUCAGACGAUGUUAAUGCUGCACCGGAGAAGACGUUCUCCGAACAAACGACUUUUAAAGGAAAAGUGGGAAGAGCUACCAAGCAAACUUCACGCUUCACGGUCAUACUCAUCGGCGCUUCAGUUACUGGACUGCUCGUGUAUACGAUGGGUACUGAGCUCUUCUCAAGCAAUUCACCUACAAGGUUGUACGGCAAGGCAUGCAAACUCAUCAGUGACUCGCCAGAUGUCAGGAAGUUGAUGGGAGACUCCAGUUUAACCUUCUAUUCGCAAGCACCAGACAGUAGAAGGCGGCGCAACCAUCAAAUCCAACACAUGACCGCAUUUGAUGCCUACGGAAAGGAGCAUAUGAUAAUGAAAUUCUAUGUAAACUCGAAACUGCCUUCAACGGAGGAGACACAGAGUUGGGAAGAGUGGAUUGAGAGUCUUACGAUAACAGACAUUGGAAAGAAAGUAAAGAGAGGUAUACAAACGAUGAUAAACCCAGAUUUGAGAUAUGACCAACCUGAGAAGGCUCAGAAUGAACCGACAGAACGUAGCAGUUGGUUCGGUGCACUCGGUUCUGGUAUAAACAGACUUGGACGCCACAAGAAAGCAAACGCUUCAACUUUAUACGAUUCUGGACAGGCCUAUGCUGACCUCGUCAAGAAUGAGGCUGGAUACUUUGAGUGGAACUUAUUAUAUGUUGAUGUACCACACUCGAGGGCAUUCAAUAGGAAGAGAGUAUAUGUACACCCAGCAUAGUUAGUAUAAUUGCAUUGUCUUGUAAAGUGGAUAUAUAUAACAUACGUAUAUUGUCA
Messenger RNA from Wallemia mellicola CBS 633.66, 1031 nucleotides. Its product is annotated as TIM21-domain-containing protein. The transcript is spliced from 2 exons. The record is from RefSeq and is a predicted model, not a curated record. Lineage: Eukaryota; Fungi; Basidiomycota; Wallemiomycetes; Wallemiales; Wallemiaceae. Bases 4 to 975 code for a protein of 323 amino acids. Gene Ontology annotation, cellular component: TIM23 mitochondrial import inner membrane translocase complex. Gene Ontology annotation, biological process: protein import into mitochondrial matrix.